Molecule: messenger RNA, 837 nt
Organism: Cynara cardunculus var. scolymus (artichoke)
Lineage: Eukaryota; Viridiplantae; Streptophyta; Magnoliopsida; Asterales; Asteraceae
Product: protein MKS1-like
Exons: 1
Coding region: 1-711 (236 amino acids)
Cellular component (GO): nucleus
Source: RefSeq, a predicted model, not a curated record
AUGGACUCGCCGGAUUUCCCCACCGGCACCGCCAAGUCUCCCCGAACACUCCAAGGGCCACGCCCUGCCCCUCUCAGAGUCCGCAAAGAUUCCCACAAGAUCAGAAAACCACCGGUAGCUCCACCACCGCAGCAGCACCACCACCACCCCCAACAAAUCCAACCGCAACACCGGCCGCCGGUCAUCAUCUACACCGUCUCCCCAAAGGUAAUCCACACAAACCCAAACGAAUUCAUGACUUUAGUUCAGCGUUUGACCGGGCCACCCGCCUCCUCUCCUAUCGCUUCUUCUUUCUCUGCUUUCCAUGACGACGGAGGAGCAGUUUCACCGGCGGCAAGAUUUGCAUCAUUACAGAAGGCGGAAAAUUCACCGGACGGUAGGAAAGUGCCGCAAAACGGUGACGUGGCUGUGGUGGAAGGCGUGGAGAUAGCUACUGGAUUGGAAAAAUCCGGCUACUUUCCCGGAAUAUUGUCUCCGGGACCGGCAUCCCUACCACCGAUCCCACCUAAUUUCUUCUCCCCGUUGGCGAAUGAUCAAAACCCACUUAGUUUUUUCCCAGAUUUAAGCCCCGUUUUCCAUAACACCAGAAAUUACAACUACUUGGAGGGUAACAGCAGUAACAGUUUCAUUAUGCCAAGCCCUUCAAAUCUUCUCUCGCCAUAUCUUAUUUCACCCAACACCCUAAACCUCUUCAGUACCCUAUUUGACUGAGUACUUACGUACAACCUUUAGAUGCAUAGGGUAUAAACUACAAUAGCAUGACACCACCCUUCAUUUAUAUAUAAAACUCAAAUUCAAAACAAAUUAUUCCCAAAUGUUGUAUCUUAUUAAUGCCUG